This is a messenger RNA of Acanthoscelides obtectus, 456 nucleotides long. The record is from the annotation of a GenBank genome assembly. NCBI's taxonomy places the organism in Eukaryota, Metazoa, Arthropoda, Insecta, Coleoptera, Chrysomelidae.
AUGGCGUCCGCCCCCGGAAGCGACACCGCUUCUGUGAAAUCGACGCCUCGCGUCAAGACGCCGGACGGCCGCAAGGUAGGCUUCGCCAGGCCUUCUUUGAUCAUCCCUCCGCCUCAGGCUCAAAGGACCUACGGCCCCCACAGUGCCCAUACAGCUCACAUGACAGGGGUGCCGCUCACAGCAGCCAGCAUCGGGCCUCAGCACGGCAUGUACGGACGGAAAGCCUCCAUGUUCGUCUUCGAUCAAAUCCACGGACUCAAGGACUUUACGAUGGCGACGGCCAAGUCCGGACUUGGCAUCGGCGAGAAGUGCUCGUAUUGGGUUUACAAUAAGAUCAGCGCGUGGAGUCGGAAGUGGUUUACGCAUUUUUUCUUGUCUAUAGUGUUGGUGUUGUAUACUAUUUGCGGGGCUCUUACUUUCAUUUAUAUAGAAGGUAAGUUCAAGAUAGCAUCUUAG